Atta colombica is the source of this 1462-nucleotide messenger RNA. RefSeq names its product proliferating cell nuclear antigen (gene PCNA). The record is from RefSeq and is a predicted model, not a curated record. The transcript is spliced from 4 exons. Gene Ontology annotation, biological process: regulation of DNA replication; mismatch repair; translesion synthesis. Gene Ontology annotation, cellular component: PCNA complex. The coding region runs from base 169 to 954 and encodes 261 amino acids. Lineage: Eukaryota; Metazoa; Arthropoda; Insecta; Hymenoptera; Formicidae. Gene Ontology annotation, molecular function: DNA binding; DNA polymerase processivity factor activity.
AAAAGCGCGGGUAACAGUCCUCCAAACAGUCCAAAUUUCCAAAGAAGCCACAACGAGUUAAACGAGUGUAGUUGUUUCUUCGGACUAUUUUUCACACAGCUGCAUUUUUUACCGUGGAAUCACUGGAGCACGCUAAAUUUAUAGUGUUAGUCUAAAAGAAUCGACACAAUGUUCGAGGCUCGUUUGGUACAAAGCGCGAUCCUGAAGAAGGUGUUGGAUGCGGUAAAGGAUCUUCUAACCGAGGCGACUUUCGAAUGUUCUGACUCGGGCAUUCAGGUCCAGGCGAUGGACAACGCACACGUUUCUCUCGUCUCGUUGAAUCUCAGGAGCGAUGGCUUCGACAAAUAUCGUUGCGAUCGAAAUUUAUCAAUGGGGAUGAGCAUUAGUUGUAUGUCAAAGAUAUUGCGAUGCGCUGGUGCAGAAGACACGGUAACCCUCAGAGCAUGGGACAAUCCCGAGUCGGUCGUUUUUAUAUUCGAAUCGCCCAACAAGGAGAAGUUAGCCGAAUAUGAGAUGAAACUGAUUAAUAUGGAUCAAGAACAUUUGGGUAUACCUGAGACUUCAUACUCGUGCGUUGUAAAAAUGCCCACUGCAGAAUUUACCCGUAUAUGUAGGGAUUUGAGCCAAUUUGGAGAAUCUAUAACUUUCGCAUGUUCCAAAGAAGGUAUAAAAUUCAGUGCGUCUGGUGAUUAUGGUUCAGCUAACAUCAAAUUAGCACAGACUGCAGACGCUGAUAAGGAAGAGGAAGCAGUAAUAGUUAAUAUGCAGGAACCAGUAAAAUUAACAUUUUCUUGCCGUUAUCUGAAUUGUUUUGUUAAAGCUGGCCCUCUUUGCAACCAAGUUCAAUUAUCCAUGUCAGACGACGUGCCUCUAGUAUGUGAAUAUAAAAUUGGCGAUAUUGGACACAUCAGGUAUUACCUAGCACCCAAAAUCGACGAUGAGGAAGAAAACUAAAAAUAACGACAGAAAUAGAAUUUAUAUACAUUGAAUUGUAAUUAACGGCACUGUAUUACGUUAUUACUUCUUUGGAAAAUUUUGUCCUAUUAACAUUCGACAUUGUCAUAUUUAUUUCAAUAGAAAAGAAAUUAUUAAUUGGCUUGACAUAAUUACAAAGAGAUGAUACUAUACAUGUAUUUUACUGAUCCAGAAAAUUAAAUAUUCCGUUUUUCGUUAUUUGAUAUUGAGGUACAAGUAAGGCGAAGUUAAAAACACUUUUAAGGUAAUAUAUUUUAAUUUUACAUUUAAAAGUUAUUUGGCUCGUCACAGUGCUAGCGCAAUGCAGAAUUGACACUAAAAUUUAUAGUAGAGUGACACAAUGAUUAGUAUAGCAAAAUGGUGUCAUCCUCUUAAUCAAUAUUCACAUUAUUAAUGUUUCAGAAACUGUGACAAUAUUUUGAUAAUAUCGCAUUGUUCUUUUUUUUUUAUAUGUAAGAAGAACUCAAUAUAUUUUCAAAAAAUUUGA